UCAUCUUCGAUGAUGAUACGUCGUCGAAGCUACGAGAAUUUUUUCACGAACUAAUAGCGUUAUUAGCGUUCGACGAUUUUCAGCUUCAGCUGCUCAAAGUCUUCCUGUUGACAUUCCUGAGCACGGUGGCAUUAAUCUUCGUUGCUUGGCAUAUUUACGGCACUAGAAUUACGGAGCAAUUUAUGAAAGCAGGUGCAGCUGAAGAUUGUAAUACAAUCAAUUGAAUAAUAUAUUGGAUAUUUGAUUAUUAUAUUUUAUUUAUAUAAAUUGCAGCAACAAUUUAAUAUCUGAUAAAUAUGGCUGAUAAAAUCAAGUCUUUUUUCCAAAAAAAGAAGACAAGUGCAAAGUUUAUGAAAGCAGGAAAGGGAUACAAAUUGACAGAUUCUACUAGCACCAUAUGUACUGCGAGCGAAUCUAAAGAACCAAUUAAGAGAGCGGAACCUACCGCAGAAGCUAAAAUAGCAGGUCAAGCUGCCUUAGCAAGAUUAGAAGCAAAAAAAAAUGAUAAACCAAGAUUUAAUACGUCGUAUGCUGCUAUUCAAGCACGUGUUAAACGUGAAUUGGAAUUAGAAAGAAAAGCACAGCAAAAUUUACAACAGACAGAAAAUACAUCAUUGAAAGAGAAAAAAGACAGAGUUGAAGAUCCUUCCAUUUUUGCAGUUACUGAUGUAUUCUUUCGUUGUCCAUAUUUAUCCGAUGAAGUAUUGCUUCGAGAUGAGUGGAAAAAGAAAAUUAGAGAAUUUUUAUACGAGCAAGUAAAAGGAGAAGAAGCAGGAUUAACAGCAUGUUUGAUUAUUCAGAAUUGCAAUACAGGGAAAGAAAAAAUUGAAAGCUGUGUAGAAACACUUGGCAAAUAUUUAGAUAAUAUCAUUAACAAUCCUGAUGUUGAGAAAUAUUGGAAAAUCAGGAUGUGUAAUAGAAUAUUCCAAGAAAAAGUUUUGCCUAUUGAAGGAGCAUUAGAUUUCUUAAAAGCAGCUGGUUUUGAGCAAAAGAAGUUGUUACAUAAUGAUAACGAAGAAGAUUUCUUAGUAUGGAAUCCUAAUAAUUGUAAUAUUGAAAACCUUAUAAUAUUAGAUGAAGCAUUGAAAUCUGCAGAAUCUAUUCCUAUUGAAUUGGAUAGGAAUCUACAAGUAUUAAUGCCUAGCCAAGCUCGCAUGAAAAAUGAAUUGCCACCUAGUUUUUUCACUAUAACUCCAGAAGAACUAAAAAGAGAACAACAAUUGCGAUCGGAAGCUGUAGAAAGAAAUCAAAUGCUAAGAACAAAGGCUAUGAGAGAAAAGGAUGAGCAACGCGUACUUAGAAGAUAUAAAUUUGCCGUACUUCGUAUUAAAUUUCCAGAUGGAAUAAUAUUACAAGGUACCUUUUCUGUACAUGAGAAAUUCCAGAAUGUAAUCGAAUUUGUUGAUGAAAAUUUAAUUGACGAUAAAGUGUUCUUUUCUUUGGUGACACCAGACGGAAUUAAGCUAAUAGAAGAAUGCUAUGAUAAGACACUUUUAGAAUUACGAUUAAUUCCCACAGCUAUAUUGGAAUUCUCAUGGAAUAUUACUGAUAAGGAAAAUAUGCCUAAGGGAUAUUUGAGGGAAGAUGUACUGUCUUAUAUACAAGCUGUUUGAAAAUAAUACUAUAUUCUGAUGCAGAUAACAAAUUAAUUAAAAACGCAUUUUUUAAACAUAAAUUUUCACAAUAGCGUUUUGACAAAUAAUAAUGGAAAUAUGAUUAUAUUGUCAUAAUCACACAUAGUUUUGUGACUAUUCCAGUUUUUAGAAAAUUUUUCUG
Messenger RNA from Camponotus floridanus (Florida carpenter ant), 1776 nucleotides. RefSeq names its product UBX domain-containing protein 6 (gene Gint3). The record is from RefSeq and is a predicted model, not a curated record. Lineage: Eukaryota; Metazoa; Arthropoda; Insecta; Hymenoptera; Formicidae. Gene Ontology annotation, cellular component: cytoplasm. The coding region runs from base 297 to 1613 and encodes 438 amino acids. The transcript has 6 exons. Gene Ontology annotation, molecular function: protein binding.